AUGUCAAUUCAAAAGCGCAAGCGAACCGACUUUACGUUGAAGGAGAAGGAGGAGAUCAUUGAUUCCGCGAAAAAGGAACCGAAUCAGUCCAAGCUGGCCAGGGAAAUGAGCAAGGAAUGGGGCAUCGAAGUUAAGAGAACCCCAGUGAUGGGAAUCAUCAGCAGGAAGGAUGCAAUUGAGGCAGUUAUCAAAGCUGGAGUUCCAUCAAAAUGCAUGAAGCUGGAGCCGUCUCACCACUCAAAGCUUGAUGACGGGGUGCUCAUGUGGCUAAAACAAGCAAAAGGACAGAACCUGCCUGUCAGCGGCGAUCUGAUAAAGGAGAAGGCUUUGAAACUGGCCGAUCUGAUGCUCAUUCCAAACUUCAUGGCGAGCAACGGUUGGCUGGACAAUUUUAAAAAGCGCCACGGAAUCACGUUCAAAACAGUGCAGGGCGAAGCUGGAGCGGUGGAUUCGCAAUCCCUUCUUGAGUGGCAACAACAGGUUCUCCAGCACUUACUCGGUCAGUUCUCCGCAGACGACGUAUUCUACCUGGACGAGACUGGACUCUUCUGGCGUUUGCUUCCGAACAAGACCAUGAGUUUCAUGGGAGAACGGUACACUAGAAGAAAGAAAAGCAAGCAAAGGAUCACUCUUCUGGUGGAGGCAAAUAUGAGCGGCAGUGAGAAGUUCCCUCUUCUGGCGAUCGGCAGUUCCCAGAAACCUCGUGCCUUCAAGAACAAGGAGAUUCCUGUUAAGUACAAGGCAAACUCGAAAGCAUGGAUGACGGUGAAGCUUUUCGAAGAGGUGUUGCGUGAGUGGAACAGACGACUUGGCCAGUAGGGAGGCAGACUGCUGCUCUGCCUUGAUAACUUUUCUGGCCAUCCAGAGAUCCAGCAGGAAAACAUUAAACUGGUCUUCUUCCCACCCAACACGACAGAAAAUUCUCAACCAAUGGAUCAGGGAAUCAUAGAGAACCUCAAGCGCCCCUACAAGAAGAUCCUGCUGCGUCGUCGACUCGAGGCCAUGGACGAAGGAAAGGAGUUCGAGUUCACAUUGCUCGACGCUGAAUAACGUUUGGCGUGCUUGGGAGCAGGUCAGCGAGUCGACGAUCAGAAACUGCUUCGUGAAGGCCAAGUUUAUCGAAGAGGAAAUCCAAUUUGAGCUUGUUGAUGUUGAUCUGCUUGAGAUCUUGGAAGCGCUGCCUGCCGAGGAAAAGAUGCAAGAGAACGAGGAGAUCGAGCUGUCUGAAUUUCUUGAAGCUGAUGAGCGCAUCGAGACUGGUGUUUUUUGCAGACUGGAUGAGAUUGCGGAGGAGAUGUUGCGCAGCGAGGAGCCGCUUAAAUGCGAAGAUGAUGAGACACAUGUUGAGGAGGAAAUCGUUUCGUUCGAGGAAGCCCAGCAGGCAUGGGGCACUGUCCGAAAGUUCAUGUAGCAGAGGAGCGGGAAGCCCAGUGUGAUGCAAGCAUACGAUCGGCUAGACGACGAGGUGCAUGAAAUCCGCAGAAAGAACAUGUGUCAACUGACUCAGAGACUCUGACACCCUUUCCUCAGAGUUUUGUGCUUAGCUACAGUAGAUAACUUGAGAGAACACAUUACAAGCACAUACAUAUACUUUUGCCGUUUCACAGCCUUUUAAUCGUUUCGUUCGUUGCGUUUAUUGUUUCGUUAAAACAGCAGUACUGUACCUCAAUGUAGCAUAUUAGCGAGGGUAAGGAGUGGCAUAGUAAUUAUAUUUUAUAUUGAAUUCAGUUGGUGACGAUCAAGAGUGGUAUACUAGCGAAGGCGGCAUAGUAGCGAAGUGGCAUGGUAUCGAAGUUUGACUGACAAAUUUGAAUCGUACAUUAAUAGUUAUAAGAACCAUUCGAUAACCAGAAAGCGAUUUGCGCCGGCCAGGCACAAA
Styela clava is the source of this 1879-nucleotide messenger RNA. The record is from RefSeq and is a predicted model, not a curated record. Lineage: Eukaryota; Metazoa; Chordata; Ascidiacea; Stolidobranchia; Styelidae.